Molecule: messenger RNA, 3312 nt
Organism: Lycium ferocissimum
Lineage: Eukaryota; Viridiplantae; Streptophyta; Magnoliopsida; Solanales; Solanaceae
Exons: 1
Coding region: 1-3312 (1103 amino acids)
Biological process (GO): DNA integration
Molecular function (GO): nucleic acid binding; RNA-DNA hybrid ribonuclease activity
Source: RefSeq, a predicted model, not a curated record
AUGACAUGUUACGAAACAAGUAAAAAUGACGAUGAACAAAAUGACGAUCAAGAGGAAGAGAUAACUGAACCAGAAGGGUUAAUAGAUGUCGAAGAAGAAUAUGAGAACAGACCCACGCCGAACCUUGAGGAAACAGAAGCAGUUAACCUAGGAAGUGAGGAGUUGGUAAGGGAGACUAGAAUAAGUGUGCACUUGAUAGAAGUUGAGAAAGAAGGGUAUCGGAGCCUACUGAAAGAGUAUGAAGAUGUUUUUGCUUGGUCAUACGCCGAUAUGCCAGGUUUGAGUACGAAUAUUGUUGCCCAUAGGUUGCCAAUCCUCGAAGGGUUCGCCCCGGUAAAACAGAAAAUCAGGCAGCCUAAGCCCGAUGUCAGCAUUCGAAUUAAAGAAGAAGUAGAAAAACAGAUUCAGUCGGGGGUCGUUGAGGUGACACCAUACCCGACAUGGUUAGCAAACAUAGUUUCGGUACCAAAGAAAGAUGGGAAAAUAAGGAUUUGUGUGGACUACCGUGAUCUCAACCGCGCUAGCCCAAAGGAUAAUUUUUCGCUCCCAAAUAUUCACAUACUCAUUGAUAACUGCGCCAAGCAUGAGGUGCAAUCUUUUGUGGAUUGCUACGCCGGCUAUCAUCAGAUAUUGAUGGAUGAAGAAGAUGCUAAAAAAAUGGCAUUCAUCACACCGUGGGGAGUGUAUCAUUAUCGGGUAAUGCCUUUCGGACUCAAGAAUGCCGGCGCCACUUACAUGAGGGCAAUGACCGCCGUCUUUCAUGAUAUGAUGCACAAAGAAAUUGAGGUGUAUGUGGAUGACGUCGUCAUCAAAUCCCGAAUAGGUGAGGACCACCUCGAACAUUUGCGAAAAUUCUUUGAUAGACUCCGCAAGUACGAUUUGAAGUUGAAUCCUACAAAAUGUGCAUUUGGAGUGCCUGCUGGAAAGUUACUAGGAUUCAUAGUCAGUCGUCGGGGUAUCGAGUUGGACCCCACCAAGAUCAAAGCAAUCCAAGAGCUACCACCUCCUAGAACAAAGAAAGAGGUCAUGAGCUUCUUAGGAAGAUUGAAUUACAUCGGACGCUUCAUCGCCCAGUCCACAGUGAUCAUAGAACCAAUCCUCAAGCUUCUCAAGAAAGAUGCUCCAACCAAAUGGACGGAAGACUGUCAGAAAGCCUUUGACACAAUCAAAAGAUACCUGUCAAAUCCACCUGUUUUGGUCCCGCCAAGGCCGGGAAGUCCUUUGCUGCUAUACAUGUCGGUGUCAGAAAAUGCUUUCGGAUGCAUGUUAGCACAAAAUGACGAGACAGGCAAGAAAGAGAGAGCCAUCUAUUACAUCAGUAAAAAGUUCACACCUUGCGAAUCCAGAUACUCCUUGGUGGAAAAGACGUGUUGCGCCCUAACUUGGGUAUCUCAGAAGUUGAGACAUUAUAUGGCUGCCUACACGACUCAUCUGAUUUCAAGAAUGGAUCCACUAAGGUACAUCUUUCGCCAACCCAUGCCCAUAGGGAAACUGGCCAAAUGGCAAAUGCUUUUAAGUGAGUUCGACAUCCAGUACGUUGCACAAAAGGCAGUCAAAGGGCAGGCAUUGGCAGACCUAUUGGCAGGAAGCCCGGUAGAUGACAAUCCAGUACCUUUAUGGACUUACUUCCCAGAUGAAGAAAUAAUGACAAUUGAAGGUGAGGAAAGUGAAGACGAGUCAGGAUGGAAAGUAUACUUUGAUGGAGCAGUCAAUUUUAAAGGAUCAGGGAUCGGAGCCGUCUUGGUUUCAGACUCAGGCCAAUAUUAUCCAGUGGCGGCCAAGUUAAGUUUCAAUUGCACUAACAACAUGGCUGAAUAUGAAGCCUGUGUCUUGGGUCUACGUUUAGCUCUCGACAUGGAUGUGAAAGAUCUUCAGGUAAUUGGCGACUCGGAUUUGCUAAUCCACCAAGUUCGAGGAGAGUGGGCCACCAAAAAUGAAAAGAUCAUACCAUACGUCGGACUUGUGCAAAGAUUGGCAGAUCGUUUCCAAGAAGUCAAGUUCAAACAUAUACCAAGAACUCAAAAUGAAUUCACCGAUGCAUUGGCAACAAUAGCAUCCAUGAUCCAGCAUCCCGACAGUAGAUACAUUGAUCCUGUCAAAAUCGAAAUUAAAGAUCAGCCAGCCCACUGUGCUUUUGUAGAAGCUGAGACUGAUGGAAAGCCUUGGUAUGUUGACAUUAAAAUAUUCUUGGAGAAAGGAGAAUAUCCCGAAGGAAUCACCUUGAAUCAGAAGAGGACUAUCAGGAAAUUGGCAAAUGGCUUUUUCCUUAACAAGAAUGUCCUUUACAAAAGAACUCCAGAUUUGGGAUUGCUUAGGUGUGUUGAUUCUUCUGAAGCCACAAAAUUGAUUGAAGAAGUGCAUGCUGGAACCUGCGGGCCUCACAUGAAUGGGUUCGUGCUAGCAAAGAAAAUUUUGAGAACAGGUUAUUCUUGUACGACCAUGGAAAAUGACUGCAGCAAAUUUGUCCAAAAGUGCCACAAGUGUCAGAUUCAUGGAGACUUGAUAAAAGUCCCUCCAAUAGAACUAAAUGCUAUGACAUCACCUUGGCCAUUCGCCGCUUGGGGCAUGGAUGUCAUAGGACCAAUUGAGCCAGCUGCGUCAAACAAACAUCGUUUCAUCUUGGUUGCCAUAGACUACUUCACCAAGUGGGUAGAAGCAGCAUCUUAUUCAUCAGUGACAAAGAAAGUGGUCACGGACUUUGUGCGCAACAACAUCAUAUGCCGAUUUGGCAUCCCAGAAUCAAUCAUAAUAGACAAUGGGGCUAACCUGAAUAGCCAUUUGAUGAGAGACAUGUGUGCGCAGUUUCGGAUUACCCACCGGAAUUCAACCGCAUAUCGUCCGCAAAUGAAUGGGGCUGUAGAAGCCGCCAACAAAAACAUCAAGAAAAUCCUCCGAAAGAUGAUUGAUAACUACAAAGAUUGGCAUGAACAAUUGCCUUAUGCAUUGCUGGGAUACCGCACUACGGCCAGAACUUCGACUGGAGCCACUCCAUACCUAUUGGUAUAUGGCACCGAAGCAGUAAUACCAGCCGAAGUAGAAAUCCCUUCACUUCGGAUAAUACAAGAAGCUGAGUUGGACGAUGCGGAGUGGAUCCGUAAAAGGUAUGAGCAGCUGGCUCUGAUAGAUGAAAAGAGGAUGAUCAUUGUUUGCCAUGGUCAACUGUACCAGCAGAGAAUGGCACGUGCUUUCAACAAGCGUGUGAGAACUAGGGUGUUUCAAAUUGGGCAAUUGGUACUCAAACGAAUAUUCCCUAAUCAAGAAGAAUACAAAGGGAAGUUCGCACCAAACUGGCAAGGGCCCUAUAUGGUAUGA